AUGUUAGGUUUAAGUUUGUCCACAAAAAACUUACGAUUUGAAAAAAUGAAUAGGAAACGGAAAUGAUAUUUUCAUUUUUGAAGCUAUUUCUAUACGAAUAAAAUAAAAAGGAAAAGGUCAGAAUGAUGCAAUAUGAGCUAUAUGAAUCAUGUGAAAGGAAAAUGUUUUGGUUUCUUUUGAAAAAUAGGAGGAAAUUGGAAAAUUAUCGAUUUUUCGAGUUUUGAUACGAGUUAUAGAUAGAUUUUUGAAAAUAAUAUACUUUUGAAAACUGAAAAUUUAUUCUCAAAUGUCAUACUUAGAAAUACUUAACAAUUUCAAAACGGAAAAAAUUGGAAUAGGGCUGAUUCACGAACGAAAAAAAUGUUAAAAAAUGUUUUUUUAACAUCGAAAGAUCAAUUCACGAAAAGUCAAAAAAUGUCGAAAAAACAUUGUAGGUCAAAAUUAGUUUUUCGAGUUUUUCAGCCAAAAAUGAUGACAAAUCGAUAUUUUCUAAGCUUCUGGAGUAAUUUCUGAGUAAAAUUGGCCUUGAAAUUCACUUUCCAGAAGGUUUUGUUGAUUUUUCGUAAAAUAAAAAAUUUUUGAAUUUUGAUGAAUUUCGAAAAAAAUCAUAAAAUAAAGCAAAAUAGGGUUCUCGAAGCUUAUUUUCAUCAGAAAUUGCUCCAGAAGCUUGAAAAUAUUGAUUUGUCAUCAUUUUUGGCUGAAAAACUCGAAAAACUAAUUUUGACCUACAAUGUUUUUUCGACAUUUUUUGACUUUUCGUGAAUUGAUCUUUCGAUGUUAAAAAAACAAUUUUUUACAUUUUUUUCGUUCGUGAAUCAGCCCUAAUAUUUAAGUUUUUAAAAGACGGAAAAAUGAAAGUUCCAUUAAAUGUUUCAAUUUGAAUCAAAAUGUUUACCUCGCUUGAAUGAGUAAGUAGACAAACACAAAAGAAUGAUAAGAAAAAAGGUCAAAAGACAAAGUUGUUGCGGAAAAUAAAUGAUUGUCUAAUUCAUCAUAGAAAAAGCACAACUGACAACAAUAGGCUAGAACGAGAAAAAAUGAGUGAAAUUUGAUAAGUCAACAAUUUAUUUUUUGAACGACAAAAAACAAUUCGGUAUUCGUGGAUUUUUCUGGCAGUCGAAAAGAGAUCAAAAUUAAUUGAACACUAAAUUUCUCGUUCCGAUUUUCUUCGAUAAAUUCAAAACAAUUUGUUCGCUAUUCAAAUAAGGCAAUUCGAUUAGAACACAGGCUCCUCCAGGCGGCGGUGUGAAAAAAAAAUGCCACGUACACAAAAUUUCGUUGUUUUUCACGUUUUUAUUUUGCAGUUUUUCAUCUUUUUAAAAACAAAGUUUGACGUCAAUUUUGAAACUUUUUGAAAAUUUUUUAAAACUAAGUUUGUAGAGGAAGAGAUUCUCUACAAGGUGAUAUAAAUUUUAUAUGGAAUUUCAAUGGUUAAACAUGAGUUUUUGAGGCGGAAAACUAUGAUAGUUUUCGAAAAUUUCGAGAAAAGUUUGAAAAUUUUUUACAAAAGUUUGAGAAUUUUUUUCAAAAAUCGGCUCGCAAUGAAUUGUUCAGCGCAUCAAGCUCUACAAAAUUCUAUAGAAUUUCUCAUACAUUCAAAGUAUCAUGAGAAUUCAUAUUGUUUUAUAUUAAUUAUUUUGAUAUUUCCUAAAGCUUCUACAAAAAAUGUAUUGAAGUUGAAUUAUCUGCUGACUUGCUCACUUGAUUCAGAAAGAAUAUUAUUCCACAUUCGAAUUCAAAAUGAUGCUAAAGUUGUAUUGCGAAAUAGUGCAAAUUUGACGAAAAAGAAAGAAAUUAGUCCAAAGUUGAAUAUUCCAUAUAAACUUGCAACAAUAACUACUGUUGUUUCUCACAAUUGCACCGAAGAUCAUUCUAUUAAUGAUGUUAGGUUUCAAUUUACCUGUGAAAAUCAGAAGUGAGUAAGGUUUCGAAAGGAAUACUAACAAAACUAAUUUUUGCAGUGAGUGUAAUCGAAGUGUAGUUUUCGAUUUGUUCAAGGGAGUUGCUAAAUGA
Molecule: messenger RNA, 2013 nt
Organism: Caenorhabditis angaria
Lineage: Eukaryota; Metazoa; Nematoda; Chromadorea; Rhabditida; Rhabditidae
Source: the annotation of a GenBank genome assembly